GUUGAAACUAGAAGGGAAAAUGUUUACAUUUCCGACAGUACCUGAAGGCGACAGGGAGCACGCUGUACGCUGGGACCGUGAAAGGGUCAUUCUAGUAGUUGCGGGUAGCGGGACCGCAGCGUGGACGGACCGCUGUCAAACAGAACCGGUUCCGUUCGGGGGGGGGGUUUAACGUUUAUUUUCUUUUAAACCAGACCUCGAGCGUCGGUCUGGCCCGGGAACGGUUCUGGUUCGGCUCUGCGCCUCCGCUCACAUGCAGCGGCUCUUCAGCUAACGUUAGCCGAGGAGCUAGCAAAAAGUGAGAGUUGUUCUGGUUCUGACGGAGGCAGUCUUCUAACCCGAACGGGCAUGGAGAAGGUUCGGGAACUCUUUGACUAUCUCCAAGACCCGCACCUGGUGGCCCGGUUCCAGCACCUCUGCGGGGUUCGGGGGAUUUUCACCACCGGCAGCUGUAACACGCCGGAGCCGACCCAGGCGCACCAGAACGGGGCUUGCCUUCGUCACGGCUCCCGGGGAAACCGGAGCGAAAAUGCAGGCGAGGCGAAGCCUGCGGCGGGGGCUCAGAGGACGGACGCGGAGCAUACACGUCUGGCCCAGAACGGGGCACCGGUUCCGGCGUCAGCUACACACGGAGAGUCCACCGGGACCGGUACCAGCGGACAUGUCCAGUACCCCCCGCGCGGCAGCACGGUGAAGCCGCUGCGCAAAAACUCUCUGACGGGCGACGUCGGGCAGGAGUUCGUGAUCGAAAACCGGUUCCUGUUCUACCUGUUCACGUUGGGAACCGAGCUGGGCAACGAGCUCUUCUACAUCAUCUUCUUCCCCUUCAUCAUGUGGAACAUCGACGUGCUCGUUGGCCGGAGGCUCGUCAUGGUCUGGGUCUGGGUCAUGUACCUGGGUCAGUGCACCAAGGACCUGCUCCGCUGGUCCCGGCCCGCUUCUCCUCCUGUGGUCAAGGUGGAGAUGUUCUACAACUCCGAGUACAGCAUGCCGUCCACGCACGCCAUGUCGGGCACGGCCAUCCCCUUCUCCCUCUUCUUCAUGACGGACGGCCGCUGGGAGUACCCAUCCUCUCUGGGCUUCAGCCUGGCUCUCUGCUGGUGUCUGCUGGUCUGUUCCAGCCGGAUCUACAUGGGAAUGCAUUCCGUGCUGG
Oryzias melastigma (Indian medaka) is the source of this 1153-nucleotide messenger RNA. RefSeq names its product sphingosine-1-phosphate phosphatase 1. The record is from RefSeq and is a predicted model, not a curated record. Gene Ontology annotation, molecular function: sphingosine-1-phosphate phosphatase activity. Gene Ontology annotation, biological process: phospholipid dephosphorylation; sphingosine metabolic process. Gene Ontology annotation, cellular component: endoplasmic reticulum membrane. NCBI's taxonomy places the organism in Eukaryota, Metazoa, Chordata, Actinopteri, Beloniformes, Adrianichthyidae.